Cherax quadricarinatus is the source of this 1657-nucleotide messenger RNA. NCBI's taxonomy places the organism in Eukaryota, Metazoa, Arthropoda, Malacostraca, Decapoda, Parastacidae. The record is from RefSeq and is a predicted model, not a curated record.
AUGGAGGUGGAUGCUGAAGGUGGAGUGGUGCAGACGGUGGAUGGUUGCUGGCUGGAAGGUGGAAGCUCCGGUUCCUCGGAUCAAGGCUACGAAACUAUAUUUCAUUUUUUAAUUGGUCAGGUGACAGAUGAGAAUUCCCCGGGCGGCGUGUGUGGGUGUGUGGGCGGCUGUGUGGGCGGCUGUGGGGGCGAGAGUAGCGACCUGGACCUGGCUGACGACCUCUCUGACGACACCCACGACUCUACUACUGACGACGACCACGGGGAAGAUGGUGGUAGUGGUGGUAGUGGUGGUGGUAGUGGUGGUAGUGGUGACUACACUUCUACUCACCAUCCCAGGUACCUAUCCUGGAGACGAUCCCAUGGAUCCGGCUGUGAGGGCGGGGAUAGUGAAGGAGGACUGGUAGUUGAACCUGGCUCAGGUGAAGAGUCUGGGGCCCCACAACGUACCAUCAGGAAGGUGUUUACCAACACAAGAGAAAGAUGGAGGCAGCAGAAUGUCAGUGGGGCAUUUGCCGAGUUGCGACGUCUCGUACCCACACAUCCCCCUGAUAAAAAACUUUCUAAGAACGAAAUCUUGAGGUUGACGAUCAAAUACAUCAAAUUACUCAACUCUGUGUUGGAGUGGCAACAGAAACAUGAUAAUCUGGACUCUGAUAGUUGUAAUAACAACACCAGUAAGACUGGCAAUGCUAAUUCCCGUAGCAGCCAGCUACGACCCAUGUCCCCUAACGAUACCUGUCUCACAUUGGAUGCCUCAAUGAGGUACCGGUACCUAACUCUGGCUUCACCUCCAUCACCUAAUUCUCCUCUACCUAUCUCCUCUACAUCCUCCACUCCUUCUCCAGUAUCUUACUCCACUACCAGUGUACGACCCUCUCCACUACCCACACAAGUACCUACCCUACCCACAUCCUCACCUCCCUCACCUACUCCAGCACCUACUCCCUCUACAGCACCUUCUCCAGCACCUGAGGAAUUAGUACCGUCAUCACCUGAUGACCCAGGACGUAGGUACCAUCCUUAUGUACUAGCACUUAGAGUCCGUCCAGGACUCUCACUCCUUAACCCUCACACUAACUAAAGCUCCAUCUAAAGCUCUACGUAUGAGGAAAUAGAGCUUCUCCUGGUUACUUCCCCCUAUGUCCCUAGGUAAUCUAUGACCGCCCCUGUGGGUUUAGCACUUUCCAAAGAAAUAUAGUAAUUAUCUCUACUUCUGUGUAGAGCUGUAUGAAGUCAUACCAAUGCUCUGUAGAGAGCACAACGUAACUUGAUAAAGCUCUACAUGACUUGAUAAAGCUCUACGUAGAGUGAAACAUGACUUGAUAAAGCUCUACGUAGAGUGAAACAUGACUUGAUAAAGCUCUACGUAGAGUGAAACAUGGCUUGAUAAAGCUCUACACAGAGUGAAACAUGACUUGAUAAAGCUCUACGUAGAGUGAAACAUGGCUUGAUAAAGCUCUACACAGAGUGAAACAUGACUUGAUAAAGCUCUACGUAGAGUGAAACAUGACUUGAUAAAGCUCUACAUAGAGUGAAACAUGACUUGAUAAAGCUCUACGUAGAGUGAAACAUGACUUGAUAAAGCUCUACGUAGAGUGAAACAUGACUUUAUAAAGCUCUACACAGAGUGAAACAUGACUUUAUAAAGCUCUGGA